This is a messenger RNA of Chlamydomonas reinhardtii, 3205 nucleotides long. RefSeq lists its product as uncharacterized. The coding region runs from base 324 to 494 and encodes 56 amino acids. The record is from RefSeq and is a predicted model, not a curated record. The transcript is spliced from 3 exons. NCBI's taxonomy places the organism in Eukaryota, Viridiplantae, Chlorophyta, Chlorophyceae, Chlamydomonadales, Chlamydomonadaceae.
CAUACAGGGCAGCGUCCUCCAGUACAUGCACAAGGUUUAGUAUCUGCCGUUCCGUGUUGCAGUAGGCCCGGAAGCCCUCCUGUGAUUCGCUGAACAGCUGGAGUGGGCCUGCCAGUUCGCCGAUGCCCAGGGUGAGCAUAGAAGUGUACAGUUUAUAGCAAGUGUUGGCUAGAGCGAUGGGCCUCUUGUUCUUGAUGUCAAGAGCGUCCCCAGGUUUUGGGAGCAGGACCCUGUCCGAAGUGGCCCAGGACUCCGGGAUUGUGGACUUGACGUACAUGAUCUUCAGUGUGUUGUGUAGGGCUCGCUUCAUGCCGUGAGGCAAGAUGCGGAGCAGCUCGUUCGGAAUGCCGUCUGGGCCCGUGGCUUUGUUACGAGAGAGGCCUGGUGGCGAGCGUGUGCUGGAGGGCAGCGGCAGCAGCUUCACGCUGCGCUUUGGCUCGGUCCGCCACCAACUGGCGGUGUUGGGCUUGUGGUUUAAGAUGUCGGGCAGCUGACCGGGAAAGAUGGUGUUUCCCAGUGUGUGGCGGUUUUAGUGUGCACUCUUCAAGUAGGCAGGUGAGGCCGUCUUCGAGAGCCUUGCCUAACCGCUCAGCUAGCUGGUUCACGUCGGUUUGUUGUACAAUUCUGUUGUGCGCCAAGUCCCAGUGCAUUGUAUUUGCCGGGUAGGUGGUUGGGUUUUUAGUGUGCUGUUUUAGAGCAUUGUCGAUCACCUGCACCGCGCCCUUGCUGGCAUUGUGCAGGUCUGCCGUGGCCUCGACCAUUAUGUCCUCCAAGUGGGCGGCAGCGGCGGCCAGCUGCUUCUUGGUGAUUGGAAGCGUCACACGAGACCAGCGUGGGCUGUCUUCAGAUGUUGUUGCUGGUGGCGCUGCGGGCUGCGGUGCUUCCCAUAGGUGCAGCGCGUCAGCAGGCAGUUUUACGUGUACAGGUUUAUGGUCGAAGUUGCCCGCGACUGUACUUAUGUGCUCGUGUGGGCUGGGGCACGCGGUGAGCGUUGUCGUGCACAUGAGUAUGUCAUCUAUGCGGCUGCGGUGCGUUGAGACACCAUGUUGCGUUUGUUCAUAGGACCAUUCGGCCGCUGUGGUCAUGGUGCCUCGUGCGGGUAAUAAACCAGUUUGUGCCAGAAAGCGUUGGUGCAGUCGGUCAGCAGAGUCAAGCGGCCCUGUGCGAUCUGCAGCGUUAGCUACAGCAUUGAAGUCUCCCGCCACAACCAGGUGUUGUUCACAGGCGCUAGUGUGUGUCAGGGUGGUCUGGCAGUAAUGGUAGAUGGCCUUGCGGAUUGCCGUGUCUUCAGGCGCGUAUACACCAAGGACUGUAAGGGGCGUGCUGCCCCGUGUGCGGAUCUGAAUGUGAGACACAUAGCCGUGUAGGGUGACUGGAGGAGUGUGGUGGGUAACGCUAUUCAGGUUACUGUACCGUGUGGACACGGCAAUGGCGACGCCGGCGCUGCCUCUUUCCGUGGUGUUACGUGGAACAGAGCUGCAGUACAAGCAGUACCCUUCAUUCAUGAAGGCUCGCUUUAGUGGGUCGUGCCGGUGGCCAAGCUUAGUUUCAGUCAAAAUCACAAUAUCGGCGUUCCAGGCAGCAAGAUUGCAGAGUGUGAAGCUCAGGUUUCCCGGGGCACCUGCGGCUGUUACUUGUGAGAGUAGGCCCCGUACGUUGUGUGUGACAAGAUGUAGUGUGCGGGCCUGUGUUUGGUCAGGGCUAGGCUGUGCAGUAGUUGUGUCUUGCCGUGCUGUCGGUGCGGUUUGCUGUCGUUUGAAUAGGUCGGUGAGCGUGUUUGUGCGCCCUGUCCAGCGGGCCAGCGCUGUCCCAUUGGUGGCGGCGGCGGCGGCCAGGGCACGUAUGGUUUGUAUUUGGGCGGUUAUGUUUGGGGCGAGGCGUUGGGCAGCAUUUGUUGUGUUGUUUGGGCUUGUAGCAGUGUUCCCUUGUUCAGGUUGAGUGAUGUCUAUUUCAAUGGGGGCAUUUGUGCGGUCUGUUGGUGCUGCUGUGGGCAGUGGCCUUGCUUCUUGUGGAAAGAUGUUGUAGCAAGGGCCGAGUGUAUUGCGCACGGCCUCCAUGUCUACAGUGGAGACAGUGCCGAGGUAGUAAAUAUGGCCUUCCAUAGCACUCCAUCCAUCGUCUUCGAGGAGAGUGUUGUGGAGUGGUGUAUUUUCUGAAUCAACUAUGCGCCAUUGGCCUGCCUCAAGGCGGACUGCAUAGACAUGGGGCCGGCUAUUCAUGAGGACAUUGAAGCCAAGGCGGCGUGCCUCGCGUGGUAAUGCGGCGAGUACUGAGUCUUUGGAAUGAGGGGGAUCCCCUGGUGCGUCAAAAUGUGACACGGCGCAGCGCAUGACUAAACGUUUGUUGGGAAGUGCGUUUGCAUUCCCGAUUGUGGCGUUAUAGUAAAGGUAGUGGUUGAUGAUGCUCAUGUCAAACCUGCCUGCUUGUGUGUAGGCGUUCGCCCACCCGUCGCGGUUUGGAUGUUGCAUUUGGUUCAGUACAGCUGUUACUGCGUUGGCAUGUCUCAGCACAUCGAACGGAUCAAUCCAGGAGAAUCCUAGCAUGUUAUUUAUGGCAUGGAUGCCGCAGAAUCCGAGUUGCUGUGUCUGGCGGUAGCUUGUGUUUGAGAGGCCGGGGGGGUAAUGUAGUGGCCGUGGACGGGUCGGAUUAGGCGCCCAUGAGUACUAGCUCUGGCUGGAGUGGCAGCGCCUGGGCGGCUGUGGGCCUUCCUGCACAGCGCGUCUUGCAGCGGACUGGAGCCCACUUAGUCAGCGCCACAUCUGGCCCGUUUAGUUUUCUGCUUGUGUCUCCUCUGCCGGUUCUCCUGGGGUGUUGCUUAAGCAACCGACUUGUGGGGGUGGGGUGGGUUUUGGGCGGGGCGAGUGCGUAGCGCUGGUGUUUUCUUUGCUGGCGCGCGGUGGUGGUGGUUUCUUGCGGUUAGGCUGUGGUGUAGGUUGGUGCUUGGGUUAGGUCUGGCGGUGUUUUUGUGCAACCCCUCCCGGGGGGCGGGGGGGCCAGCCUCCUGCUCUGGCUGCCGGGUCGGGGUGGGGUGGGGUGGGAUGGAUGGGGGUGGUUGGUGGCGGUUUUCGAGGUGUUUGCUUUCUGUUUUCUUCUCUUUUCUUCUCUUCUUGCCCUGUCAGGGUUCUGGUCUCGGGGACCAGGCUGCUUUCAGGCAGCAGAGGGGCAGCGCGUCUGCCCCUGUUCAACCUUGUAAGGAUGAUUCCUC